Rhizophagus irregularis DAOM 181602=DAOM 197198 is the source of this 1191-nucleotide messenger RNA. RefSeq lists its product as uncharacterized. NCBI's taxonomy places the organism in Eukaryota, Fungi, Glomeromycota, Glomeromycetes, Glomerales, Glomeraceae. Gene Ontology annotation, biological process: mRNA splicing, via spliceosome. The record is from RefSeq and is a predicted model, not a curated record. Gene Ontology annotation, cellular component: spliceosomal complex.
CGUGUAAUUCCGACGCAGGUUUUAUCUGAGAUAUUUUUCGGAAACUUAUGUCUACCAAAAAUCGAAACUAUAGAAAGAAAACGAAAACUUUGAGUGACGAAGAACUCGCUGAAGAUCAAAAAACUCCCAAAAGUAUCGUAAAAGAUGAAAAUUUAGAAGAUAUUAGUGAAACAAUUGAAGAACUCAUCGAAUUACGCAAGUAUCGAAAAAGGCCACAAGGUAUCGACGCAGAAAAACUAUCAAAGGGAGAAACUAAAGCUAAGAAAAAGAAAAAAGAUGAUAAAAUAGCGGCUAGUGAUUUAGACGAGUUGGAUGAAAUUGGAGAAAAUGAAAAAGAUGAUGAAGACGAAGAGGAGGUACAAAAGAAGAAAAUUAUGCUUGAUUCGUUCACCAAACAAACCAAUGCAUUAGAUGUAGAUAAACAUAUGAUGGCUUACAUAGAGGAAGAAAUGCGUAAGAGAAGAGGCAAAAAGUCAGAUGCAAAAAAUGAGCACGAAGAUGAAGAACCUUCAAAGCCUUUGAAUCCUCAAGAUGAGCUUUUUCAGGCUCCGGACCACUUGAGAGUUGAAAGCAAACCGAUAUCAGAGGGUAACGUACAAUUAUCAACAACUAUGUUAACUGCUAUACCUGAAGUCGACCUCGGAAUAGAUGUUCGGCUAAAAAAUAUUGAAGAGACAGAAAAAGCAAAGCGCAAGUUGUUAGAACAACGACACCAAAAACCUAAAGAUGAGAAAGAUACAUUUGAAGGGUCAAAUUUUUCUGCGACAAAUAGAUUUUAUCGAACUCGCCCGACUGUGAGUGAUCAUGAAAGAACAAAUAACGAUCAACCAAAUCAAAAUUCACACAAGACUGGACAAAGGAGAGAAAUGGCCACAGACGAUCUUGUUGCGGAAAGAUUCAAAAAGAGACUACGACGCUGAUAAAUAGUCUAGAAUUCUAUGGAGGAUAGUUACUUAUUUAUACAAUAUAUCGGACUGACGUCCGGAACAAAUUCUUCUCGAUACAAUAGAUCUAUAAAAUUUUACCAAUUUCAUUGUCUGUUAUAUCAGUUAUUAUUAAAAUCUAGAAAUUGUUUUAUAAUCAAAGAAUAAUAAAUACGUAACAGAUAAUAGUUAUAAGCUACAAUCACGUGAUGAUUGUUAUAUUCUCUGAUUGUAGAUGGAUAAUCUACAAAGUUCGUUUUUUUUGUUU